Saccostrea echinata is the source of this 975-nucleotide messenger RNA. RefSeq names its product ras-like protein family member 11B. The record is from RefSeq and is a predicted model, not a curated record. Gene Ontology annotation, molecular function: calcium channel regulator activity; GTP binding; GTPase activity. NCBI's taxonomy places the organism in Eukaryota, Metazoa, Mollusca, Bivalvia, Ostreida, Ostreidae. Bases 1 to 975 code for a protein of 324 amino acids. Gene Ontology annotation, cellular component: plasma membrane. The transcript has 4 exons.
AUGCCGAUCACAAAGAAUCACAGACGCAUUUCUUCCUUACGGAAAGGUGUGUUAUGUUCAGCUAUAGACAAUUUAACGCUAGAAGAUGGAGACAAUUUGAAGUCUUGUAGUUUUGUGCAUCAACAAAAAUGCAACGGGGAUGAGAGCAAAUCGCGAUCAAUAUCUAUGCACAAUUCCAAAAUACCUGAAGCUGGAGAUAUUAGGCCCAAUCUUAAAAAUCGGAGAUUCAGCUGUUCAGAUGCAUUAAAUGCCCACAAUAAAAGAAGUUUUACCCAUAACAGAUCGAGAGGUCUUCUUCUCAAAAGCAGCAUAGCAGUUCGAAGACAGAAAAGACCUAGUAAAAGUAAGGAAACAACAACCUUGCCCAAAGAAGACAAAUUCUUGAAAUGGAGGGAUACUUCUUACGAGGAGAGAAAAGAAAGAACAAAACUUAUUGAAGUUUAUGGGAAGAAGAAUGUUGGAAAGACGACAUUUUUGCAUUUAUUUAAAUCGCUAAAAGAAUUUGUUCAAGGGCAGCAAAGCAGCAGUGUUUUGUGUGAAAAUACUAACUCCGACAUGUGCUUAACAAUCGAAAAUAAGGAGAUAUGUCCAGAAACGAUUUCACAGGACAUAGAUGACGCGGACGCAUGUGUUGUCAUGUUUUCUGUGUCCGACAAAGCAUCGUUCCAGUUUGCCAAACUUUGUGUGCAAAAUAUUCGUCGAAGUCAUCGAGAAGAUGUGCCUAUAUUUCUUGUAGCAAACAAAUCUGACUUAAUUCGAUACCGGAAGGUGUCUACGAAUGAUGCCAUUAAAGUUGCCGACAUUCACAAGUGCCUGUUCUUUGAAACAUCGUUAACUAUGAAUCACAACACAGAAGAACUAUGUAAAGAAGUCCUUGUGCAAAUUGAAGAAACUUCAGUUCGAACAAAUAUGAAAUGUUUCCAGCGAGUGAUCGACAUUUUUCAAUCCAGAAUGAAACGUGUCUUUCGCAGAUAG